Molecule: messenger RNA, 648 nt
Organism: Fibroporia radiculosa
Lineage: Eukaryota; Fungi; Basidiomycota; Agaricomycetes; Polyporales; Fibroporiaceae
Exons: 1
Coding region: 1-648 (215 amino acids)
Source: RefSeq, a predicted model, not a curated record
AUGCACCCUGCGCAAUUUGGGGGCACCAUCGGACAUAGCACUGCAGAUGCGGGGAUGCAACUGGUCUACAACAUCCAGAAGGCAUGGGAGACAGGGCUUACACCCUCCGUACUCCUCAUAGAUAUCUCUCAAUUCUAUCCAUCUGUACAACAGGCGGUGUUAUUGCGCAUAUUGGCUAAGCAAGGAUUUCACUCAAAGCUUUGCAAGUUCAUGGCCGAUUACCUUGUUGGUAGAGAGACCAAGUUUUUAUUCAAUGGGGCUACUACUGACCCAUUGGAUUUCUCCAUUGGACUGGGACAAGGAUCCUCGUUAUCCCCCAUCCUAUCAGGACUUUACAUUGCCCCAGUGCUUCACAAGUGGGCACCAGGACAGGAAAGAAGAUUUGCCAAUGUUGCGGCACAAUUCUUUGUUGAUGAUGGCCUUCUGUUUGCCGCAUCCCCUGAACCAGAUGGGUCUAUUCCAGGUUCACAAUUGGAUUUAAAUGUGGCAGUCUUGGCAGACAUGUACCACAACCUCAUGGGUGACCUAGGCAGGCUUGGCUUGUCUGUGGAAUCUAGCAAACUUGAAUUAAUGCACUUUAGGCGCAACAAGACACCUUACAGUGACAGCCAUCCCCUGGGACCGGUGAUAAGACUCUGUUGCUUCUAG